Molecule: messenger RNA, 243 nt
Organism: Iphiclides podalirius (scarce swallowtail)
Lineage: Eukaryota; Metazoa; Arthropoda; Insecta; Lepidoptera; Papilionidae
Source: the annotation of a GenBank genome assembly
AUGCUUUGCGGCGCCGUGUGGUCCGCCGCGCCGGUGUACCUGCGCGGUCUGGCGCCACCGCUGCCGCCCCGACCCGCCCUGCUGGCCGCGCUCGUCAUGCAAGCGUUGCAGGACCGCGUCGACGAUGAAUCCAGCUUCCUAGUCGCUAGUCUGCAGCCGGCCUUAUUCGAGUAUGCAUCGCAAGGCUGGGCGGGGGCGGCGGCGCCAAGAUGUCUGCCGAUAGCAUCGCGUGACUCAUUCGGC